Messenger RNA from Erigeron canadensis, 1756 nucleotides. RefSeq names its product probable glycerol-3-phosphate acyltransferase 8. The transcript has 3 exons. Gene Ontology annotation, molecular function: glycerol-3-phosphate 2-O-acyltransferase activity; phosphatase activity. Gene Ontology annotation, biological process: cutin biosynthetic process. The record is from RefSeq and is a predicted model, not a curated record. Bases 37 to 1551 code for a protein of 504 amino acids. Lineage: Eukaryota; Viridiplantae; Streptophyta; Magnoliopsida; Asterales; Asteraceae. Gene Ontology annotation, cellular component: membrane.
UAGAGAGAGAAAUUCAUUCCAUAAAACAGUAAAAAAAUGUCGUUACCGAAACCGGAAUUCAAUAACAAGAAGUUUCCGCCGAUCGAAAAAUGCGAUAUCUCCGUCGUUAGUCAUCGAUCCGUUGCGGCGGAUCUCGACGGAACUUUGUUGAAAGCGAGUUCUGCUUUUCCUUACUACAUGCUUGUAGCGAUUGAGGCCGGCAGUCUCCUGCGCGGCCUCAUUCUGUUACUUUCGUUUCCGAUCGUCGCGAUUGCUUAUAUUUUUGUCUCGGAAGCUUUAGCUAUCCAGAUGUUGAUAUUCAUAUCGUUCUCAGGACUCAAGGUGAAGGAUAUUGAGUUGGCGUCACGAGCUGUUCUGCCGCGAUUUUACGCGGCAGAUGUGAGGAGUGAUAGUUAUGAAGUGUUUGAUAAGUGUGAAAGGAAAGUGGUUGUGACGGCGAAUCCGACGGUGAUGGUGGAUGCGUUUGUCAAGGAUUAUCUGGGAGGGGAGAAGGUGUUGGGGACUGAGAUUGAGGUGAACCACAAAACCGGAAAAGCGACUGGGUUUGUCAAGGAGCCUGGUGUUUUGGUUGGGAAAUGGAAGAAGAUUGCCAUUCUCAAGGAGUUUGGUGACGAUUCUCCGGAUAUCGGACUCGGUGAUCGGAAAUCGGAUCACGAUUUCAUGUCUGUUUGCAAGGAAGGUUUUAUGGUUCCAAAAGACAAAUCUGCAAGCAUAGUCUCGCCCGAUCGCCUUAAGACCCGAUUGAUCUUCCAUGAUGGUCGACUAGUUCAGAGGCCCGACCCGUUUAAUGCUUUGAUCACCUUUAUCUGGCUGCCAUUUGGGUUCAUUCUGUCACUUAUCCGUGUUUACUUCAAUCUUCCAUUGCCUGAACGAAUUGUGCGUUACACUUAUGGUAUGCUUGGAAUCAAGCUGGUAAUUCGUGGGAACCCACCUCCUGCCCCAUCUCCAGGGACCCCAGGAAAUCUAUAUGUCUGCAAUCACCGUACAGCUCUUGACCCGAUAAUCAUUGCCAUUGCUCUUGGACGAAAACCAUUCUGUGUCACAUAUAGUGUAAGCAAACUCUCAAGAUUCAUGUCUCCAAUACCAGCUAUUGCUUUGACCCGUGACCGAGAAGCAGAUGCUGCCCGCAUCAAAGAAUUGCUGCAAAAAGGUGAUCUGGUGGUCUGCCCAGAAGGGACCACUUGUCGUGAGCCUUUCUUGUUACGUUUCAGUGCCUUGUUUGCGGAAUUAAGUGAUAGGAUUGUCCCCGUGGCUAUGAACCUUAAACAGAACAUGUUCCAUGGAACAACAGUUCGUGGUGUUAAAUUCUGGGACCCAUAUUUCUUUUUCAUGAAUCCAAGUCCCACGUAUGAGAUCACAUUCCUUGAGCGUUUGCCUGAGGAAAUGACGGUAAAGGGAGGCGGAAAAACUUCAUUCGAGGUAGCGAAUCAUGUGCAGAAAGUAUUGGGGGGUGUAUUAGGAUUUGAAUGCACCAAUUUGACAAGGAAAGACAAGUAUUUGUUGCUUGGUGGGAAUGAUGGGAAGGUGGAGUCAAUGUAUGGCAAGAAAUGAGAAUGAUCCAAUUUUUAGUUAGUCAAGAAAACUGGUGGUUAUUGACUACGUACUUGUUUACUGGGUGAUUCUUAUAUUUGAAUUUGCUCAUGAAAAACUCUCUUUAGAUUCUUUUAACUGUGAUGAAUAUUCCUUUGCGUAUUACUAUAUGUUAAUUUGUUCAUCUAUCAUCUUUGAGCAAAUAAAAAUUGGAUAUUUUUUUCUA